Molecule: messenger RNA, 2434 nt
Organism: Neltuma alba
Lineage: Eukaryota; Viridiplantae; Streptophyta; Magnoliopsida; Fabales; Fabaceae
Product: TMV resistance protein N-like
Exons: 6
Coding region: 90-2420 (776 amino acids)
Biological process (GO): defense response; signal transduction
Molecular function (GO): ADP binding
Source: RefSeq, a predicted model, not a curated record
CAUUAAUAGAUCUUCGAAAGCUAGGGGAUCGAGCAAUUGUGACUCCACUAUAUCUAUAGCUUAAUUCCCAUUGAGAAAGGCGACCGAUCAUGAAAGUGACGAAGGAGAAUUUCAUAAGCGGACCGCCAUCAUCAUCAAGGCCGAUUCAUGUGUAUCUAAGUUUCAAAGGAGAUGAUGAAAGCUGCAAAUUCACAGAUAGGCUUUGGGCUUCUCUUGAAACUGACGAUUUAAAUACCUUUUGGGAUGACAAGAAACUCGAGACAGGUUUUUCUAGCAUUCCGCAUCACUUUCUCAAAGCAAUUCAACAGUCAUGUGUUUCCAUCGUCGUCUUCUCCAGAAACUAUGCCUCUUCUAUAUGGUGUCUUGAGGAACUUUCUAAGAUUGCUGAGCGCAUUCAUGAACCACGAUAUACUAUUCUCCCAAUCUUCUAUGAUGUAGAUCCAUCUGAGGUACAAAACCAGAGUAAUUCUUUCCAGCAAGCUUUCGUUGAUCACGAACAAAGGUUUACAGCAAAUCUACGAAGAGUACACACCUGGAGGUUAGCAAUGAAACGAGUGGCCAAUCUCUUUGGUUGGCAUGUACAGCAUGAGUUAGGGCCACAAGUUAUUGAUGAUAUCAUAAUAAAGGUCAAGAGAAGAAUGCGUGAAUUAGUUUACGUUGAUGUAGAUUUGGUAGGGAUGAAAUCUCGGGUGAAUGACGUAGAAAAACUUCUCGACUUGGGUUCAAAUGAUGGGGUUCGAGUUCUGGGCAUUUGUGGAAUGGGCGGAAUAGGGAAGACAACUCUUGUCAGAGUUCUCUAUGAUAGGAUCUCUUACCGCUUUGAUGCUUGUUAUUUUCUACCUAACCUAUCUGAAUUUUAUACCAGGAGACUAGCAUGUGGAAAGAUUAUUCUCAUGAUUCUCGAUGGCAUUGAUAAGAACCAAAAUCUAAUGCCCCUAAUCAAGCCUAUAAGAACUAAUUGGUUAGGUGGAGGAAGUAGAAUUAUCAUAACAACCAGAGAUGAAAGAGUCCUUAAAAUCUUUGGGAAGUAUGAUAUCUAUCGGGUUAAUCCAUUGGCCAAGGAUGAAGCUCUUCAAUUAUUUUGCAGAAAAGUUUUCAAAUGUGAUUUUCAUGCCAGAGAUUAUAAGCAGCAAAUAAAUAGUGUACUCCAAUUUGCUAACGGCCUUCCAUUGGCAAUUAUGAUAUUGGGCUCAUUAUUGUAUAAUAGAAAAGUCUCAGAAUGGGGAAGUACUUGGGUUGAAAUAAAAAAGGUUGCUACCCAGAUGAUCAUGAAGGUACUCAAAAAGAGUUUUGAUGAACUGGAUCGUGACAGCAAGGAAAUAUUUCUCGACAUUGCUUGUUUUUUCAGAGGGAAGAAGAUUAAACAUGUAAAAGGAAUUUUAAAUAGUUAUAGAUUUGUUGAUCAAAAGAAAAAUACCCCAGUGAAGGAGGAAAUACAACUUUUAAUUGAAACAUCACUCAUAACCAUUAUAGAUCAAAAAAUAGAAAUGCAUGGUCUAUUGCAAGAAAUGGGAAGAGAAAUUGUUCAGCUUAAGUUCCCUUCCAUGCCAGAAAGGUGGAGUAGAUUGUGGGAUUUCAAUGAUAUUUUUCGUGUUAUGCAAAAUGACACAGCUUCCGGAGUAGUUCAAGCAAUAGUCCUGGAUUUAGAAGAUUCACAGCAAAGGGCAUUAAGGGUCCAAGCUUUAUCAAAUAUGGGCAAUCUUAAACUACUCAUAUUUCGUAACGUUAAGUUUUGUGGAUCCCUCAAGCAUCUUUCAAAUGAGCUUCGAUAUGUUUCAUGGCACCAGUAUCCUUUCCCUUGUUUACCGUCAAGUUUUGUGCCACAUAAUCUCAUUGAAUUGAUUUUGCCUGAUAGCUCCAUCACAAACAUAUGGGAAGGAGAAAAGGCACCAGAUAGCUCCAUCAUAAAUACAAGGGCAGUAGAACCAAAAGUAGCUGUUUGGCACCUCACAGAUAUUCGGGAAGCAGCCCGAACUAAAUUCUUAAAUUUGAGAAGGGAAAAAGACCGAGAAGCACAUGAGAGCUGCAUCACUAAUAGACGGGAAGGAGAUAUGGCCUUCCCUUUGAGAAAUAUGAAUCUUAGUGGCUCCAAAAAUCUGGUCAAGUUGCCUGAUUUCAAAAGAUUUCCAAAUCUUAAGCGAUUAGACCUUGAAGGAUGCACGCAAUUAUCACGGCUUGAUGUAUCUAUUGCUUAUCUUUCAAUUCUCAAAUUCUUAAAUUUGAGAAAUUGUAUUAAUCUAGUUAGUAUUCCAAAUCACUUAUUUUCUCUACCCUCUUUAAAAGUUUUAAAUUUAGCUGGUUGUUCCAAAUUUGCAUAUUGUUUGAAAUUUUGUCCUUUUGAGGAGCGUGAUGAAAGAGAAGCCAUUGAACAAUCAUUUUCCCACAGGAGACAGAAGCUAUGUAGACAAAAAUCUAUAUAAGUGUGCUUUAUAUU